Molecule: messenger RNA, 2536 nt
Organism: Hemibagrus wyckioides
Lineage: Eukaryota; Metazoa; Chordata; Actinopteri; Siluriformes; Bagridae
Gene: arhgef18a
Product: rho/rac guanine nucleotide exchange factor (GEF) 18a
Exons: 17
Biological process (GO): regulation of Rho protein signal transduction
Cellular component (GO): plasma membrane
Molecular function (GO): guanyl-nucleotide exchange factor activity
Source: RefSeq, a predicted model, not a curated record
CGUGACCUGUGUCCAGCUCUGGGUUUCGUGUGCACUUGUUGUGCGGAUGCCGGACAGGAGUCCGAGAUCAGGAUUAAACUAAACCCCAGGUGAUCUUCCAGUGAUUUCCUCACAGUCUGGGGUUCAGUACUCGGGAAGGAGUUCCUGCGGUGAUGUGGAGAUAAGGGAGAAGUUAUCCCCGGUGUGACGGAGUGUUGUGUUUGGUGAUGCUGAACUCCUGAGUGAAUCAGAACACAGAUAAGUGGUGAGCAGGAUGGAGGAGAGUGACCAGCUCCGGCACAAGUCUGUCCUGGAUGAGCUGACAGCAGAGGGCAUCAACAUCGAGGAUGUGCAGUACUCGACCCUGAGGGAGGAUCUGGAAUCUGAUGCUCGGGAUUUUGAAGCUCCCACGUGGAGUUUAUCUGUAGACCAGGAGUACGUGAAGAACUUCUCUAAAGAAGCGGUGAAGAGACAAGACGUCAUCCAUGAGUUGAUCCAGACGGAGAUAAACCACGUGCGGACGCUGAAGCUCAUGCAGGGUGUGUAUCUGCGUGAGCUGCGAGACUCGCUGCUGAUGGACGAGUCUCAGCUCCAGCGUCUUUUCCCUCGUCUGGACUGUUUACUGCAGGAACAUCAGAACUUCCUGCAGAAACUGAAGAAGAGACGCAGGGAGUGUCUGGAGACAGGAAGUGACAAAAACUACUUCAUCACUAACAUAGGAGACAUUCUUAUUGCUCAGUUCUCAGAUGAUCUCAGGAGCAGGCUGCAGGACAGUUACGGUGUUUUCUGCAGUCGUCACACAGAAGCAGGAACGUUCUACAAAGAACAACUUCAGAGCAAUAAAAAGUUCCAGAAUCUGAUCCGAAGGAUCGGUCAGCUGUCCAUCAUGAGGAGGCUGGGCAUUCCCGAGGGAAUCCUGCUCAUCACACAGCGCAUCACCAAGUACCCGGUCCUGGUGGAGCGCAUUAUUAAAAACACUGAAGAGGAAACAGAGGAGCACACAGACCUGGUAGCUGCUCUGGAGCGCAUCAAGGACACUAUCUCCACCGUGGACACGCAGGUCCAUCAGUUCGAGCAGCUGAGGGAAAUCGCCGCUCACCUCGAACCCAAAUCCAGCGGCAGGAUGAGCAACGGCAAGGUGUUCCGCAGAGAAGAUCUGCUCCAGAAGGACAGGAGGCGGCUGCGAGAGGGAGUGCUGACCUGGAGACCCCAUAACAGGUCCAAAGCGCUGGACGUCAUCCUGGUUCUGCUGCCUGAUUUACUGCUGCUCCUCCAGGAGAAAGAUCAGAAAUACAUUUUUGCUUCUCUGGAUGGGAAACCCGCUGUUCUUCCCCUGCAGAAGCUGAUUGUUAGGGAAGCAGCUCACAGUGACAGGGUUCUGUAUCUGAUCUCAGCGUCUGAUGUCCAAGCGGAUCUGUACGAGUUUCACACCUCCACUCCUGAAGAGAGGAGCAGCUGGAGGCAGAAGAUAUGGGAAACUAUCGAGAAAUGUCCACACGUGGAGGAGGAGCAGAUGGAGCAUGAAGAUAUUUAUCCUAAUAAACUUCGUGAAGUUCACGACCAGCUGUUUGAGAAGGACGCUCAGAUCGAGGAGAUCCUCAGGCAGAAGAUGCAGAUAUUUUCCGACAGGUUGGAGGUUCAGACAGAGAACGUGACUUCAGCCAGACGUCUGCUGCUGCGAGGUUCUGCUGCUGAGCUCCAACAGGGGGAGCUGCUGAUCAACAACGCCAUCAUACAGGCUGAGAAUUUACAGCUGCAGCUGAUUGAAGGAGAGAUGAACUUCAUUGCUCCAGCUGGAGACAGUGAUGAUGUGAAGCUGCAGAUAAAAUCACAGACCUUAUCUGCCUUUAACAGAAUGUCAAAAAGUGGUGAUGGAUUUCGGUCCAGAGAUCAAAGACCAAACUCGGAUCCUCAUCUCCGAGACCUUUACCUCGAUCCUCUGGAAUUAUCUGCUGAUGAUGAAGGCUGCUCCACUCUUCCUCCUCCUCCAGCACACAGAGUUAAAGCAGAGUGGACGGAGACUGCAGAUAAACUGAUACGGACACUGUACAGCCUGAAGGCGCUGGUCUCCCAGCAGGACACUGAGUUGGAGGUUCUGCGUGCGGCUCAGUCGGAGCGUGAUCGUUCGUCCCGUCAGCGUUUCAGCUCCAUCCAGGAUCAGGAGCGUCAGCGGCACCUGGAGAAGCAGCGUGAGGAACUGCUCCACAUGCAGAAGGUCCACACCAAGCAGCAGCAGGAACACGAGGCAUGGGCUCGUGAGCGUCAGAGGCAUCUGCUGAAAAUGCACGAGCUGGAGCAGGAGCUGAGCUGCCGCAUGGACGAGUGUACCAAGCAGGAGGUGUGGCUCAGCGCCGAGAGGGACGUCCUGAGCCGGAGCCGGGAGGAGUACCAGCAGGACCUGGAGCGUCUGAGGGAAAGUGCCAUCGCUGUGGACAAGGAGAGGGAGAAACUGGAGCAGGAGAUCAGACGCUUCCGCAAAUACAGGAAAAUCCACAACCAGGGUGGCACCUCCUACCUGGACAACACCUACACACCAAACAUAACAAAAGUAGGGAAA